This is a messenger RNA of Caretta caretta (loggerhead turtle), 7409 nucleotides long. It is a transcript of the gene IRF7, whose product is annotated as interferon regulatory factor 7. Gene Ontology annotation, biological process: regulation of transcription by RNA polymerase II; immune system process. The record is from RefSeq and is a predicted model, not a curated record. Gene Ontology annotation, molecular function: RNA polymerase II cis-regulatory region sequence-specific DNA binding; protein binding; DNA-binding transcription factor activity, RNA polymerase II-specific. Gene Ontology annotation, cellular component: nucleus. NCBI's taxonomy places the organism in Eukaryota, Metazoa, Chordata, Testudines, Cheloniidae.
UGUUUUAUUAACCCCCGUCUUGGUACAGGGUCCGCUCUGAUUGGCUACAGGCUGUGAUCCCGCGAACACUGUUGCCAAUGUGCUGGGCUGACGACAUAGUCCAGAAGAGUAUAAAAGGGAGACUGGUUGCUGGAAAUACUUUGAUAUUUCAACUAUUCACAAAAUCCCUGGUAACAUCCUCUGGUAACAGCAAAGUUCAUACAGGUCCUGCUUGGAGGUUUCCAAUUCACCCGCAAGAAUUCCGUUUGGUACCAAAGGAGCGAACUCCCCAACCCUUCCUCCUGCAAUUAACCCAAGACUGGCUGCCUGAUGGCCGCAUCCGAGAGCGAGGGGGGUUCUCAAAAAUUACGGUUUGCCUGGUGGCUGAUUAAGCAGAUCAACAGUGAAAACUACGAGGGGCUCUGCUGGGUAGACAAGGACCACACUCAGUUUCGCAUCCCCUGGAAACACACUUCCAGGAAGGAUAUCAACCCUAAUGACUACAAGAUUUUCAAGGCCUGGGCCAUAACCAGCGGAAAGUACAACGAAAAGCUGAAAGAUCCGGCCAAGUGGAAAGCCAACUUCCGCUGCGCCCUGAGAAGCACAAACAUGUUCCUGAUGAUGCAGGACAACUCAAAGACCUCCGAGGACCCUCACAAAGUGUAUAAAAUCAUCAGUCCAAGCCCCGAUGCUGUGGCAGCCGCUAAAGCCACGACUACUAAAAACAAUAACCUGCAUGACAGUAAAGAAGACAUCAGCCCCCCUUCUGAAGAAGCCCCUAAUCUGCAUCACCAUAUGCCACAGCAACUGCAGCCGCAGAUAGAAUUAGAUUUGGAGAUGUCGCUGGAAAACCCUCCCCAAGAGAUGGACAGCGUGCAGAACGAAAGGCCAGCCUACGACCCUGGCAGGAAUCUGUCCCAGGGCUACACCACCAAUAAUUUGGUGCCAAACGGCUACCAGUGCAGCCCCGACAUACUCCAGUGGAUUCUGCAACAGUGCAGCUUAACCCAGAGUGGCUGCAGCCCGCAGCAGCUGCCGUGGGCUCUGGAUGGAGGUUCAGGGGAAGUACCAUAUGAAGACAGCCAAGGCUAUCCAAACCAACAUAUGGGCCAAAAUGGCUACCCACCGCAGGGGAGCGGAGCGGCAAAUGGACCAGUGGAGAACUAUCACCAACCCGUUGGCCAGUGGGUGACCCAACCCAUGCAAAAUGCUUACGACCCUUCUGCGGCCUCACUUCUACAGCAGCCCCUCCCAUCCAGAACAGUUCCUGGCAUAAGUCAGCUUCUUAAUAGUGCAGCGGAAGUCCUGUUUGCAGGGAGACCUCACUACAAUAACCACGCGGGCGUCCAGAGCACUUUCCCGAGCGAAGCGCCUGCAGGAAACGCAGUGAUCUAUCAGACGCUGAAUGGCCUGGGAGAGAACAGUUAUCACCAGCCGGCGAAUCAGUGGGCAGCCCCCGAGCAGAACAGGUUGACCCUGCUGGCCGCCCCUCUCCCAGAGCAGCAUCCUCCUCCCCCCAACACAGUGCCAUCGCAGAACAAUACAGAAACCAUUCCUCCCACUAUGGACAUCACCAUCUAUUACCGAGGGAGGCCGCUCCAUGAGGUGCAGGUGGCCACCAGCAGCUGCCUCUUCGCGUACAAUAACGAGGACCCCACCUUUGCUCCGAGCUGCACACAGGUGGUCCAGUUCCCAAGCCCAGAUGAGCUGUCUGACCAGAAGCAGGCCCAGUUCACCAGGCAGCUGCUCUUGAACACAGGACUGCUGCUGGAGCAGAAGCACAAGAAGAUCUAUGCCAAGCGCCUGAAUAAGUGCAAGGUUUUCUGGGCCCUCUCCAGGCACUUGGUGAACAUGGCUCAGAGCCCUGAGCCCAAGCUGCUGCCACGCGGCAUCGAGAUGGAGAUCUUCGACUAUGAGGUGUUCUCAAAGGAGCUGAAGGAUUUUAAGGAACAUCAAAGGGCUGCAUCUCCCGACUUCACCAUCUACCUUGGCUUUGGGCAGUGCUUCUCCAAAUCCAAGCCCAAGGAGGCCAUGUUAAUCCUAGUGAAGCUGGUGCCCAAGUUCUGUGAGUAUGUCCAUGACAUGGCCCUGCGGGAGGGAGCCUCGUCCCUGAACAGCGGGAAUGUGAGCCUCCAGGUGUCAAGCUGCUUCAACAGCUUGUAUGACCUCAUUGAGCAGUACAACAUGCAGAUUGACUGAACCUCCUCCCCUCCCUAAGAUCUGAUCUGCACGUGGGAGAGCAGCAUUGGCCCGUCCUUGCCUAGGUCUCUGCCUGACUGGCCUGCCUUUGAAAACACUGCCGCCUUUCCCCUGCCCACUUGCAUCAGUUUGCCCCCAUCAGGAAGUGUGUGUGUGAGAUGAUGGGUGGCCUUGUGGCUUAGCCACUUCACUGGCCUCAGUAAACCUGGGUUCAGUCCAUGCUGUGCCACCUCCUUAGUGACCUUGGGCAAGUCACUGCAGCUGGGGGCCUCACUUUCCCCAUCUGUAAAAUGGGAACAAUUCCUUAUCUCAUAAGGUUGUGAGGAUAAAUGUAUGUGAGGUGCUCAGAUAUUACAGCACUAGACAGCUCAGUCUUCCCUACUCAGGGCCACCAAUUGAAAAUAGAGAUUUUUUUCCCCAGCUGAAAUAAACAGGCUACCAGACACUGUGCUCUGAAGGUAGAAGCAAGAGAAUCUUCCUCUCUGCUUCAGGAGUUCAGCAAGAAAGUCAGGGUGUGCACGGGGAGGGGAACGACGGGGGGGAGGGAAACGACAGUGGGGUGGGGCAUACUCAUCUACAGCACUGCAAUGUAAUGAUCUUGUGUCUCUGUCUGGGCUGAGCUGGCUGGGUUUUAAGCUGAGUGAAGGGUGGUGACAGGGAAAAAAUCCUUAUCACCGCCUGUUGCUGACGUGAGUGAAGCAGGAGUCCUGGGGGUGGGUCGUACAGUAGCCCUGGCCAGCUCUCCUGGGGUCACAGGGUUGGUACAAGGUGAACUAAUCCGUCAGACAGUGACUUAGCCACAGCUCCUAACUUCCAUUGAUUUGAAUGGAAGUUUGGAGCCUAAAUACUUGAGGAUCUGAGCUUUAAUCAGCUGAUAGACCACUAUGGAAAAAUCCCCACCCAGGGCUAGGAACAGGGGAGAGGCCCCUAUAGAAGACACAGAUUCCACUUUCUCCUCAUGCUAUGUCCCUUUCAAGCGCUCGCCUGUCAGAGAUCUGUGAAAUGGAAGCACCCAUGGUUCGGUAGAUCUGCUAGACACGUCAGCUGUGCCCAAGUAGCAUACAGACAGCUGAAGUAAGCAAGCUCGAGGAGGGCUGCUUUAAACAGCUGUGCUAUGCCUCAGGCCCUCCCCUUACCCCAAUGCAUUGAGAGGGGAACGAGGAGAAUGAGUAACACCCUGAACAGUGUAGCGGAGGGGAGGCCCGGAAGCCACAACAGAGGCUGGUCCUGCUCCCAGUGGAAUUUUGCCAUUGACUUUCCUGGGAGCAGGAUCAGUCCUAUUCCAAAGUAGCUUGCUCCCCCAAAUGUGCCCGGCUAAUAAAUUAAAGUUUAGCGCCGAACACUGUAUUCUAACCUCUCCACACUCUGCCUGAGUUCAGUUUGCAGGCCCAGCCGCGCUCGGCCUUGCGCGUGUUGUAUGAGCCCAUUCGCCCUACAACUCCUUGUCGUCCUUGAGCAGGGGGCGGUCACUGCCUGAACCAAGUCACACCGACAACACUCCACUUCAUUCUUUGCCAGCUUCUUGCCCCACAAAGCACAGUCACACAAGAGAAAAACAUGCCAUGUUCCUGUAGUCCACCAUACCGCCGCCCUACCCCUUUUUCUGUCCCGCUUCCCUUGGACACCACAGCACGCACGCGCUGGCCUGCUGUCAUCUGAUGAACACACAGCAUACAUAGGCACAGAUCCAUAAAGCUGGCACUUUCCUAACCAUACAUGCUCAGGGUAACCUGUUGUUUUAAUGGGCAUAGGCCAGCAGUUCUUAAACUAUGGUUCACUGGCUGCCUACACCAUGCUCCUUAUUUCCUGCACCUCUUCUUUUUUUGGUAAUUUAUUUAUUUAGUACAGUUUCAGAAUGCUUGUCAGGGGCACCCAGAGUGUAGGCGGGGUGCUUUUUUAUUUAUUUAUUUUUUUUUAACUGCAGUGUAGCCAAAAUCUCAACACCUUAAUUGCCUUUCAAACAGCCGCACGGGCACUAAGUGCCACCGGUGCUCUGCCCAUGUGAACAGUUGCGCUAGUGGCCACAGUGAUGAUGUGCGAUCAGAGCAACGCCGCUUGUGCGGCGGGAUGGGUCAUAAGACAUUGGGUCGUGACCAACACUGGACCAGUAGGGGAAGGCCGACUGCUGUAGACUACUGCCAGGCAAGCAGGCUGGACUCUGACAGGAGACCUGUAUGAAACUGACAUUGCACACUGGAUGUUGUUUUCCUCCAAAAGCAACUACAGAUGUUAGCUUUAGGACCCUUCCCUGUCCUAGCUUAGGGGUUGCUAUUGCUAAGACACCUGAGUAUCAGCAUGUUAUCUGAGCACUGAGCAUCUGUGGAAAGCAGCAAGAGGGAGACGAGCUUAUCUUCCUCUUUUUGCCUGCCCACAAUUCUGAGCUGUAUAUAUUUAUUGUGUUAAUAUGAUUCUGGGUAGUUUCAGUGAUAUGUCAUUUGAAAUUUCUUGCAUUCCAUGAGUUUAGGAACUGAGGGUGAGUGAGGCCGUAAACGAGUGGCAAUCCACUUGGUCAUCGCAAUGUGUGCGUGUAUCACACACACACACACACGGAGGUUGGCCUCCUCACCAGCAGCUCUAAUUGCUUCCUCCUUUUCCUUUUAAGGCUGCUUGGAUCUUUAUACAGGUCAUCCUGACUGAGCUGUGAGUCUCAAAAAUGCAAGUGUCUCAAGGACUGACAGCUGAAAGUUUGAUUUAAAUAGAAAAAUUAAUGGACUCCAGGAAGUCUCAUCCUCUGCCCUUCCUUUGAGCAGGCAAGGGCAUUUUAAGAAAAAAAAGAAGGGGUGGAGGGGGCGUAUAGAAAUCAGGGAAGCAGGUCUUCCCAAACCUAUGCACUGAUGGAGCCCAACAUACCUUACAAAGGGUGAGUGAAACCCUGGCCCUGCUGAAUUCAGCGGGUGUCCUGCCAUUGACAUCACAGGGGCCCGGAUUUCACCUGGUGUGUCUGGCAGAAUGUUAAGCACUAAUAUUAAAGUAUAAUUUAUAGAACACCUGCCCCACUGUGGUACUUUCCCUAGGUUUUUUUUAUUGCUUAGGUAAAUUGGGCAUGUUUAUGUUUUAGCUUCCUUUUAUUAGCACAGGGCUCUGUGUGUCAUCCAAAUGGACUUUGGCCUAAGUUUUCAAAAGUGAUUUUGGGGGCCCCGCUGGGACACUUUUUAAAAGGGCCUGAUUGUCAGAACAUGUAGAACACCUGCUCUCUCAAAGUCAGGCCUUUUAAGGUGUCAAGCCAGCACCCACAAACUGAACCCCUCUGCCCCCCACAAAUCACUAGUAAAUGUAGGUGAUUGCAGGUCUGUGUACAACUCCCUGCUCCUGGAUGGAAUGUCACCUGUUUGAGUGGGUCCAAUCUGGGGCUGACCUAGAGGACCAGCACUUGAGCAGCUAGCGAGGCCUUUGGCUUUGCAGCUGAACUGUGACUUCCAAAUAGAGGCAAAUCCCUUUACAUGGGCUAGGGUGUAAUUCAGUUGGUGUGGCAGUCCAGCCCUCCCCCAGCCAGCCUGAGAGUGGAGAGGGGCUCUUCUCCUGACAUCUUGUACUGGAGUUCAGUUUUACACCACAAGCGGGUUGGUCUUUGCUGCUGUUGGCCUCACAGAAGUCGUUCCAGCAUGAGCAGAAAGGCUUUAGGAGUCUAAUCUGGCUCCAGUUGAAUUCAGUGGCCAAAGUAAACGAUUCCAGGGGGAGGUGAAUCAGCCUCAAGGGGCUGCUUGCCUAUAGCACGAGGAGGAGAUAGACAAGGGCAAGAGGAGGGAGACAUGAAAGCAGCAGGUCAAGGUGUGCAGGGUUGAAAACAGCCCCACACGCAACUGGCAAGAUGUGCCAAGCCCCUUCUCCCUCUUCUCUAUGGAGCAGCAGCAGGUCUGGUGCCUUCUAGCUCAGGUGUUGAAGGCUUUAAGUAGCAUUUGACUUUAGUAAUAUGCCUUUUUCUAAUGUCAUGUCUCAUGCAGCCAGAGGGUUUUUGCACUCUCUGUAGAGCAGGCAUUGCAUUCACUGGGAAAGGAUUGCACAGCCCGAGAACACUCAGUGGUUAACGAGACUGUAGCCUGACAGGGCGUAACUUGUCUCGCAGUGUUAGUGCGGUGUGUGGGAGGGAUGGAUGAGUCACAAGCCAGUCCUUCAGAAGCAGGCUAUAACUAGGUUCUAAAUGGUCCUUCCUCGUUAUCUGCUGUAACGAGGAAGGACCAUUUAGAACCUAGUUAUAGCCUGAUAAUGAUGCUCAUGAGAAAAAUCAAAGCACAGUGUAUCCAACAUGAUUGCGUUACCAAGAGCGUGUGUGGACACAAACUGGGUAGGGAGGCAGCCUCAGUACAAGCUGUACAGUAGAAGGGCCUCUCGCUAUUGCCCUGAAAUGCCAAGCUGAUCUGAGUUGGGUGCUACGGACUAUUUUGCCUUUUUAAUAAAACGACCCUUGUGAUUUGAUUUAAAAAUUGCCUAACUCGCAUCACAGGUACAGGGGGGAUUGAUUGUGUUCUCUCACACCUCAGUUGUGAUCAUGGGAGUUCCACACAAAGCAACACAUUAAAGCCCUUCAUUUUCCUUCUCUCCACAACUUGGACUGCAGAAGGAAGUAGGAAAUAAAAGGACACUAAUGACCAGCUGCUUCAUACUAAGCCAGAAAAUCAAAUUUCAUGGAUCAGCCUCUGCACUGCACCUUUGGGAGGCAAUCAGUGAGAGUGUGUUAAUUAAAUAUGGAUUUUUGUAGUGUACUUUUUGAUACUUGGUUAAUGACUGCUACUUCCCAUAUGAUGGAAUAAAUAGGCUGCUUCCCCAGAGGUUGUAAACUGGCAUAGCUCCUGACACAAAUCAUGCUUUCAGCAAAUCAGAAGACCCGGAAGUUCUGGUUCUUCGUUAACAGGCAUAAGGUGAAUAUUGUUUCUUAGUGAAGAAACAGGGCCUUGAUCCAAAGCUUAACAGGAGCCUUUCCAAAGGGGUUCAGUGGGCUUUGGCUCCAGCUGCUAAUGUUGAAGGGAUCACAAAAUCUGAAAGCUUCUUUCCGUCUUCAUUAAGAAAUGUUUCUUAGAACUGUAAUUGAGGCCAAUUGUAAUUCUCUUCUAACACCAGGUCAGUUUUUAUACAUUGUGCCAGUUUUUUGUGUGUAUUCUGAGUAGUGCAAACCUUUCAGCUACUGAUGUGAGCGAAGCUCUCUGUUCACAUUGCUCAUCUAUGCAUCAGCACGGGCAGGAAAAGUGCCCUUUUCCCCUCUUGUGUCUGUGUAAAUAAACUGACAUUCCACUGUC